Molecule: messenger RNA, 1218 nt
Organism: Penicillium waksmanii
Lineage: Eukaryota; Fungi; Ascomycota; Eurotiomycetes; Eurotiales; Aspergillaceae
Exons: 3
Coding region: 1-1218 (405 amino acids)
Source: RefSeq, a predicted model, not a curated record
AUGGAGAUGAAGAGCAUAUUGAUUUUGAGAGUAGCCGUUAAUGCGACUGGUGCGACUCACCUCAGAGGAGAGAUACGAACAGGAGAAAGCUCAGCGAAAGAGGGGGAGAGCAAGUGGAAGCAGGCAAAGGAGCGCGAGAAGCAGGAAUUAGUUAGGAGACGACAAGCAGAAGAGCGCAACCGACAGACCUCGUUCACCGAGCUCCUCCAGCACUGCCAUGAUCUUCUCUCCCGCCGGUUAAGAGUCGAGACGCCGUCUCGCUCAACCACUGGCAAAAUACCCCUUCCCACCGGAAAAUACUGCCCAACACGGUUAGAACAUUGGGCGGACUGCCCAGAGCAGCUGCUCAGGGUCUACAGCCCCUCAGCAGUGAGCAAGAUCGAAGCCUAUGAACGUUUCGGAGUGGAGGAGCACGUUCAUGAUAUCAUCAUCGAGCUAUGCAAACUCCUGGCGGCCCGUGACGAGUUUGGCCUCGGUGAUGGAAUCCAGUUCAGCAACCACACAAACUCCUUGUGCAGGAGCGAACCCUUGGAGACAGAUCCGAACCACCUGUCAAGCAGACUCCACCCACGACCAGACCAGUUUUGUAUUCAUCGUGUCGACCAUAACACGAUUACUAUCCUGACGACUGUCGAGUACAAGCCGCCUCACAAGUUGCCGGUCGCAACUUUACGCAUGGGAUUGCGACCGAUGGAUCUAUGGAAGGAAAUGGUCAGAUCUAAUAAAAUACCGACCGAACCGGAUGCGAAGCUGCGGUACAAUGCAGAGCGACUGGUCUGCUCUGCGAUUGUCCAAGAAUAUCAUGUGAUGAUUCAAGGAGGACUCGAAUAUCCCUAUCUGACCAACGGAAUUUCUCGUGUCCUGCUUCGCGUUCCACGAGAUGACCCCACCACGCUCUAUUACUUCCUUUGUGAUCCACCGAGCGACAUGCAGCACACAGCAAGGGAUCCAUUUCCCCAGCUAUCGAGGACCUCAAUUGCAAGGGCGUUAUGCCAUUGUUUGACGGCAUUCCGUUUUUACCCGCGCGGGCAAGAGUGGAGAAAUUCCGUGCGCCCCCUUCAAAAAUGGGUAACAAACUUUGAAUAUACGCGUUCGCUGAUCCCGAGGAAAGAACUCCAGCAGCUUCCCUACUCCGAUAUCGUAAGUCCUGAGCUUCCGAGUCCGGAUACUAGCUCGUCCUAUGAAUUGCCGUCUUCGUCUACGCUACCAUCUCCCUAA